AUGCCUUUAAUCAAUGGAUAUUCCUCGUCUGAAGAUGAGCCAGAAGAAAUUCCAAAACAAGUUUUCAAAGCUCAAAGAGUGGAUGCUGCCCCUCAAGUAUCGGCAAAACCAACUUCAACAGCUCUAACAAUAACAACAAUUGAUCAUGGUGAUAAUGGAAAUAAACAAAUACAAAAGACAAUAAGUGGUCACUUUGAAAGGGAAACAUUCGAUGAUACAACAUUUGAGAUACAACACAGAAAUUUCGAAAACUUGGGAUAUGCAAAAAAUAAGAAAAGGAUAAAAAGCAAGAGAGCGAAAAAGGGGAAGUCUGAUGUUGUCGAUGGAGAACAUUCCUAUGCUGGUCCUUGGGCAAAAUAUCAUGAUUCAUCUAGUGAUGAGGAGCAAGAUGUGCCAAAAUCAGCUAGUGAAGAAUCAGAAGCAGAAAAUGAACAAUUCAGUGAGACCGGAGAAGAAGACGAGGAAGAAUCAGAGACUACAGAGUAUUUCGGUGAGUCAGAAAUUGAUUAUCAAGGAAGAAGCUACAUGCAUAUACCCACUGACGUUGGUGUCAAUUUGAAAAAUGAUGCUAUACCAGAAGAGUGUUUUGUGCCUAAAAGACAGAUACAUGUUUGGAAAGGUCAUGUUAAUGGUACAAAUAAAAUUUUAUUCUUCCCUAAUUCAAACCAUUUAUUACUUUCUUGUGGUAAUGAUUCCAAAAUAUAUUUGUGGUCCGUCUAUCAUAAAAGAGAAUUAUUACGUGGGUUUUAUGGGCACACCAAACCUAUUAAAGAUAUCUCUUUCAACAGUGAUGGGACAAAGUUCUUAAGUGCCAGUUAUGAUCACUGGGUUAAAUUAUGGGAAACUGAGAGUGGUAAAUGUUUAGCAAAAUUCAGACUGAAAUCAGUGGCCAAUGUUGUUAAAUUCAACCCAUUCAAUGAUGAUGAAUUUAUUGUUGGGUUAAUGAAUAGUAAAAUUGAUCACUAUAGUAUCAAGACUAAUCAAGUUAUCCAAAGUUAUGAUCAUCAUUUAGGAUCCAUCAAUAGUAUUACAUUUUUGGAAACAAAAAGAUUCAUAUCAACGUCUGAAGAUAAAACUGCUCGUGUGUGGGAUUUACAAAUCAAUAUUCCUGUCAAGUUAAUUUCUGAUCCUUCAUUACAUUCAAUGCCAGUUACUAGAGUUCACCCGCAUAAUAAAUAUUUCGCAGCACAAUCUAUGGAUAAUACAAUUAUGGUUUUCAGUGCUCGUGAUAGAUAUAAAACAAAUAAGAAAAAAUCGUUUAUAGGUCAUAAUUGUGCAGGUUAUGGUAUUGGUAUUGAUUUUAGUCCUGAUGGUAAAAACUUGGUUAGUGGUGAUUCUAAUGGUAAUGCAUUGUUUUGGGAUUGGAAAACAACUAAAAUGAUUAAAAAAUUGAAAAUAGAUGAGAAGGCAAUUACUCAAGUCUUGUGGAAUACAAAAGAAGUUAGUAAAGUUGCAUUUUCUGGUUCUUCAGGAAAGAUUUACUACUAUGAAUGA
Molecule: messenger RNA, 1494 nt
Organism: Hansenula anomala
Lineage: Eukaryota; Fungi; Ascomycota; Saccharomycetes; Phaffomycetales; Wickerhamomycetaceae
Gene: CDC40
Product: Cdc40p
Exons: 2
Coding region: 1-1494 (497 amino acids)
Biological process (GO): mRNA splicing, via spliceosome
Cellular component (GO): catalytic step 2 spliceosome
Molecular function (GO): mRNA binding; protein binding
Source: RefSeq, a predicted model, not a curated record